AUGCUGAGAAAUAGACAAGCUUUGCUAGACCAGUUAGAUAAUAUAGCAAUGUUCAGUACGCUGGAAUCUUCAGAAUUAAAACCAGAAGAUACAUUAGCUCUUGAACAGAAGGAGUAUUACGACGAUACAGAUACAGAAAUGUCGGAUGUUUCCCGAUAUACGGAUUCGUUUAAUGAUAAUGGGUCUAUUGGAACGACUGAUACCAAAAAUACGGAUAUAAUUCCCACCCUGUUGCCAACGAUGAAGGAAUUACCGGAAUUACCGAAACAUACGAUCCACAAUCACCAGAACUUUCAGAAACAAAUACAUAUAGGGAUGAUGAACAUUGAGAACUUGGGUAAUGUCCUUGAUUGUGUUGAGGACUUGCUAUUGCAAGAGAACCAAAUGAUUGAAGAGGAAUUAGCCAAUGUGAUCCGUGAAAUAGGGAAUAGCAUACCGAACAACACAUUUAAUGUUUCUCUUGAACACAUGUUAAUGGGAUGUCCAAAAAGGUGA
Messenger RNA from Debaryomyces tyrocola, 495 nucleotides. The record is from the annotation of a GenBank genome assembly. NCBI's taxonomy places the organism in Eukaryota, Fungi, Ascomycota, Pichiomycetes, Serinales, Debaryomycetaceae.